AUCAACCAGUGAUGUUGCAGUAAUUUAGUGCCGCUUUAGCCACAUCAAUGUUGACGUUUGACGUUGUGCAUUGCUUUUGUUGCAUUAGUUCAUUCACACAAACUUCAUGCGCAUAAACGGACUUGUGGCAGUUUUUCCAUUGAAAAGACAGUUUGGACAUUCAUGGUCGUUUUUGAAGAUGAACAAUCUUGUGAUUUUUUUGUUUUCCAAAAAAUGUGCCGAAAAAAGGACCAAGCAAACUUUGCAUGUGAUUUUUACAUUUUUCUUUAUGAAAAACGUGGUUGGCCCAAACAUUUAUUUUGUAUAAAAAAACUUAGCAAUUGGCCUUGUGGCAAAGACAGCUGCCAAGGACAUGUGGUGGCGGUGGUGGUUGCUUUUCACACAAGCGGCCGCUCUUGCAGGGCCAUGGAUGCAGGCGAAGCCGCAGCUGGAGGUGUUGCACCAAUGGGUGGAAAUGGAGUUCGAAUGGCCAAAUGCCACAGCACGUGAGACUGCAUUGCAAUCUCAAAAAUAUCGUCCAGAGCACAAUGUUCUUGCAGGACUGAAAGUUUGUGGGCCAGAGGUAGCAUCGAGAUGUACACACCAGAUGAUCUUUGUCACUGUUCCCCGCUGGGCCACUGGUGUGCCAGCCUCCUUGAACUUGCUCACAGAUUCGCAGGGCCAGGCGAAGUUGCAACCAUGGCCGUCCAUGGAGGCUCAGGAUCCGCAGAAUUGCAGCAACAUCCAGUAUGUCCAGUCAAUGGAGAUCGACCCGCAGGGUGUAAUGUGGGUUGUUGAUGUUGGCAGAAAGUACUUCACCGAAACUUCAGAUGACAAGUGCCCUCCAAAGAUUUUGCUUAUCGAUAUCCCAAGUGGAGACAUUAUUGACUCCUAUGUAUUUCCAGACGAGGUGGCCCCUUACACUGGUUCGUUCCUGAACGACAUUGUGCUGGAUGUGGAGCAUCAAAUGGCUUACAUCUCAAGCACAGGCAACACUCCGGCUGACAAGGGAGCAAUAAUUGUUUAUGACAGAGCCAACAAAAGGAGCCGACGUAUCGAAGACAGGAGCACACACGCAGAACACGGGGCAAGGCUUGUGAUCCACUCCACUGACUACAGCAAGCUGCUAGAAGGGUUGCCAGUUGAUGGCAUUGCGCUGACGCCUGAUGGUGAAAGGAUCUUCUACAGCGCUCUGGGUGGAACAGAGCUGUAUUCAAUCAGUGCUGCAAAGGCCAGAAACUUCUCUGUGAAUGUGAGCUCCGUUCUCGCAAGUGUGGACAGUCAUGGAAAGAAAUCCAGCAAUUCUGAUGGCAUGACAUUUGGCGCAGAUGGCUUUCUGUAUUUUGGCGGGCUGACUAUGGACAGCCUUCUUCGAUGGAAACCAGGCACUCCCCUCAACGAGACUCAGCAGCUGGCAGUCGACCAUGAAAAGUUGUGGUGGAUUGACACCUUUGCUUGGGACAACAGAGGCAACUUGUGGCUAACAAGUAAUCGCCUCAAUUCCUGGUUCUUUCGAGAUGUAGUGCCUCCAGCCAUGGACUUCACAGGAAGUUCCGGUGCGAACUUUCGAAUUCUGAAAAUUCCCGUUGGUAGCAACUCUUACAUGUACAGGAAGAACUAGGUCCGUUCCCGUAUUCUUAGUACAGUGCUUUUGGUUGCGUCCUCGUGAUGCACCUCAGGAUGUAAUUCGGUAGACGGUACUACAGUAAUUCGGUGAUAAAUCUGUAAAGACAAAGCGAAACACAUGUUGCCUGUACAGUGGUAUGACGUGAGGUUAUUGCCGUUGUGCGCACAGGACGCGCAUAUUUCAUUCCAAGACUGCCAAUUCAUUUGGACACAAAGCCGGUUUGGGCAAGUAGCAAGCUGUAGCCGUGCUGCAAACUGUGGAUUAUUCGAAUUGUAGACACUUGCCGGUUGUCCAUGUCCUGCUUCUUGCUGCGUGCAUACCUUGUCACAGCAUUGAAUGGACAUUGAGCACUGGUGAGC
Messenger RNA from Durusdinium trenchii, 1965 nucleotides. Lineage: Eukaryota; Dinophyceae; Suessiales; Symbiodiniaceae. The record is from the annotation of a GenBank genome assembly.